UAAUUACAUUUUCCAGGAAUACCGCAGAAGUAACAAUCAAGAACUCCUAUAGUCACGUGGCUUGAACGUAUAAAUAUUCUUUCGCGAAAAUGACUGCUGGCCAGUACAAGUGUAGCAGACGAUAGAAGAUCGCGCGUUAAUAAAACGAGACUAUAACGAUCGCUCAAUAACAACGCUAUGGCACAUUUUAACGGGAAAUGGGAAUUAUACAGCAGUGAACAAUUCGAAGAGUAUAUGGCAGCGAUCGGAGUUAGUCCAGAAAACAUAAAGAAAGCUACUGUAGCUCUCUCGGCGUCUUCCAAACUGGUUCAACAGAUCUCCGUCUCGGGCGAAGACUGGACCAUCAAGGUUGUCACCAAUUCCGGCGAGAAGGCUAUAAACUUCAAACUUGGCGAAGAGUUCUCCACCAGUACACUAGAUGGAAGACCCGUCAAGGCGACCCUGAACCUAGAGGGAGACAAGUUGGUUGAAAUUCAUAAAGGCGAUGGCUUCGAAACGAAGAGUAUCAGAACCGUUUCAGGAGGUGAAAUGACAAUGGUUUUAAGCGGAAAUGGGGUUACUUGUACUAGGAAGUACAAGAAAGUUGAUUAAAUGUCCUGGAUGCUCUAUACUAUCUUCCUAAUCUGGAAUUCCAGUCUGAGAUUAACCGACGGUGUUGUGCGCAGUUUUGUUUGUUGUGACUAGUAUUGGUCUAUUAUCAGAAUGUUUAUUUCGCAAAGAACUGUUAUUGGUCAGUUGCAUGCAUGUUCAUUUUGUGCAGCAUUCGAACGGGUUAAUAACACGAAUGCUUGUGUCUUCGCAAAUAAUUUACAUUAGUCAUUUACAUGAACGUUUAUAUUGACGGAGUACAUGGAUAUUUAUUUCCUGUGCAGACUUGCACACAAGGGGAACCAGAAGUAGGUGUGCAUGGUAUAACUUACUUAUAAUUUACUUUUGAAAUAGUGCCUCCAAAGGCAAAAGCGUGUAUACAAUUGAACAAGAUGAGUGAAGUGAGGUGCGGGAUUAGGAAAUCAUUUAGUCCAGUAAAGGGCGAUAAAUCGGUUGGAAUAUCAUUAUUGAUCAUCGGUUAUAAUCAGUUUUCACCAACCGAUCCACUUUCGAUUACACUAUCGGUUAAACUAGUAUGCACGUAAAACGGAUGAAUUACGAGGACCAAG
Messenger RNA from Gigantopelta aegis, 1157 nucleotides. Its product is annotated as sodium/calcium exchanger regulatory protein 1-like. Gene Ontology annotation, biological process: fatty acid transport. The coding region runs from base 178 to 591 and encodes 137 amino acids. The transcript is spliced from 4 exons. The record is from RefSeq and is a predicted model, not a curated record. Gene Ontology annotation, molecular function: fatty acid binding. Gene Ontology annotation, cellular component: nucleus; cytosol. Lineage: Eukaryota; Metazoa; Mollusca; Gastropoda; Neomphalida; Peltospiridae.